Asparagus officinalis (garden asparagus) is the source of this 2992-nucleotide messenger RNA. RefSeq names its product probable inactive serine/threonine-protein kinase scy1. The record is from RefSeq and is a predicted model, not a curated record. The transcript is spliced from 21 exons. The coding region runs from base 207 to 2663 and encodes 818 amino acids. Lineage: Eukaryota; Viridiplantae; Streptophyta; Magnoliopsida; Asparagales; Asparagaceae. Gene Ontology annotation, biological process: protein phosphorylation. Gene Ontology annotation, molecular function: ATP binding; protein kinase activity.
ACUUUUUAAUCCGGCGAUGUUCCCACUCGGACUCGCCCAAAAUUAACCCGGCGGCCGCCUCAGUCCAGAUCCAAUCUCGAGAGAGACCCCUUCCUCUUCUCUCCUCUUCCUCUUCUCUCUUCACCAGAUCGGAGAGAAAACCACCGCACGCACACUCUCUCUCAACUGGACAAGACCGCUAUCAGAUCGACGAAGGAGAGGAGAAGAUGUUCAAGUUUCUAAAGGGAGUGGUGGCCGGAUCCGGCGCCGGCAUCAAGGAUCUCCCUUACAACAUCGGCGAGCCCUUCUCCUCCGCCUGGGGAUCCUGGACCCACUAUCGAGGCACGAACAAGGAUGAUGGGUCAUCUGUUUCCAUAUUUUCCCUUUCAGCCAGUAACAAUCAAGAUGGACACUUGGCUGCUGGUCGCAACGGUGUUAAGCGCUUACGUACAGUCCGGCAUCCAAAUAUCUUAUCUUUUCUUCAUAGUACUGAAGCUGAAGUUCUCGAUGGUUCCAUUUCCAAGCUAACAAUUUAUAUUGUGACUGAGCCAGUUACACCUCUCUCAGAGAAGAUCAAGGAACUAGGUCUGGAAGGUACACAGAGGGAUGAAUAUUUUGCCUGGGGACUCCACCAGAUAUCUAAAGCCGUGAGCUUUCUGAACAAUGACUGCAAGCUUGUUCAUGGUAACGUGUGCUUGUCCAGUGUUGUUGUGACUCAAACCUUGGACUGGAAACUUCAUGCUUUUGAUGUCCUAUCAGAAUUUAAUGCAAAUAAUGAUCCCAUGCUGCAAUUUGAAUGGUUAAUUGGUUCACAAUACAAACCAAUGGAAUUGUCGAAGUCAGACUGGCAAACAAUUAAAAAGUCACCUCCUUGGGCAAUCGAUUCAUGGGGCUUGGGAUGUUUGAUUUAUGAAAUCUUUUCUGGAAUGAGGCUGGCCAAAACAGAGGAGUUGCGUAAUACUAGUGCUAUCCCAAAGUCUCUACUUCCAGAUUAUCAGAGACUCUUAAGUUCGACACCCUCCCGCAGAUUGAAUCCUUCAAAGCUUAGUGAUAACAGCGAAUAUUUUCACAACAAAUUGGUGGAGACUAUACAGUUUAUGGAAAUUCUGAAUUUAAAAGACAGUGUUGAGAAAGACACCUUCUUCAGGAAGCUCCCGAACUUAGCUGAACAACUCCCCCGUCAGAUUGUGCUGAAAAAGUUGCUUCCACUGUUAUCGUCUGCUUUAGAAUUUGGUUCAGCUGCUGCCCCGGCGUUGACUGCAUUACUGAAAAUGGGAUCUUGGCUUUCAACAGAGGAAUUUAGUAUCAAGGUAUUGCCAACUAUAGUUAAACUUUUUGCCUCUAAUGAUCGAGCUAUUCGAGUGAGUCUUCUGCAACACAUAGACCAGUUUGGAGAAUCAUUAUCGGCUCAAAUAGUUGAUGAACAGGUUUUUCCUCAUGUUGCCACUGGAUUUUCAGAUACCUCUGCUUUCCUCCGUGAGCUGACGCUGAAGUCCAUGUUAAUUUUGGCCCCGAAGUUGUCUCAGCGUACUAUUUCAGGAUCACUAUUGAAGUAUCUCUCAAAGUUACAGGUAGAUGAAGAACCUGCUAUUAGAACAAAUACUACAAUUCUUCUUGGGAAUAUUGCCAGUUACCUCAACGAAGGGACAAGGAAAAGAGUUUUGAUUAAUGCGUUUACUGUCCGUGCCUUACGUGAUACCUUCUCUCCAGCCCGUGCAGCAGGUGUUAUGGCUUUAAGCGCCACUAGUUCAUAUUAUGAUAUGACAGAAAUUGCAACACGCAUCUUGCCAAAUGUUGUCGUGCUCGCUAUUGAUCCUGAUGGAGAUGUGAGAGCAAAAGCAUUUCAGGCGAUAGAUCACUUUUUGCUUGUGGCAAAACAACAUCAUGAAAAGCUAAAUGCAGGAGAGGGUCCUGACAGUGCAAGUGGUGGAACACCCUUAUUACCUGGAAAUGCUAGUUUGCUUGGGUGGGCAAUGAGUUCUUUGACACUGAAAGGGAAAACUUCUGAAUAUGCUCUACUUGCUUCUGGAAAUUCUAGUAUGCCACUGACCUCGGCAACCUCAAAUGCUAGCUCAGUUAUAGACACCUCGGAUGUUAUAGCGGCCCAUUCAAGUCCAAGCAUGAGUGCACCAGAUCAACCACAACCUUCAUCCCCAACAUCAACCGAUGGUUGGGGUGAACCUGAAAAUGGUCUUUUCCAUGGCGAUCAUGACAGUGACAAAGAAGGAUGGGAUGACCUUGACCCACUCGAGGAGCAGAAACCAACUCCACUUUCCAAUAUACAGGCUGCUCAAAAAAGGCCAAUGGUGCAACCGCAAUCUCAAGUUACAACAAGUUCUUCACGGCAAAAACCAGCACUGAAGGCGCCAAAAGAAGAAGAGGAUGAUUUAUGGGGUGCUAUCGCUGCUCCGGCUCCUAAAUCUGCUGCAAAGUCUCUCAAUGUGAAGCCUGCAUCAACCAGCAGUGAUGAUGAUCUCUGGGGCUCUAUUGCUGCUCCCCCACCAAGGUCAGCUUCAAAGCCUCUGAAGAAAACAGUGGUGGAUGAUGACAGUGAUCCAUGGGCAGCCAUUGCUGCACCUCCCCCAACUACCAGAGCAAAGCCCUUGACAUUGGGCAGAGGCCGGGGAACAAAAGCUGCUCCAAAGUUGGGAGCUCAGCGGAUGGAUCGGACGUCUUCUUCAUGAAAACUGUAGAAAAAAGAAAUUGUAGAGAAAUGGUGAUAUGAUUCUGUUUUUUCCCCUCCUUUUCUUGGCUCGCUCUCUCAUUACGGUUUUCUUUCUCAUAUCAAUUUUUGUAGUAUUCCCCGUCAGCUUCAAUUUCUAUAUGAUUCAUCCAGUGUAUUCUAUUGUAUAUUUGUAUGCUGCUCCCAUCAAAAAAUUAUGCAUGUUUUCGACGCAAAGUGUCUAUUUGUUGCUCUGUUGAUAUUGUAGUAUCAAGUAUCGUUGUAUGUUGGACGUUGUCAAUUUGUAACCUUGAAGAAACAGUUAUCCGAAAGAAAUAGUUCACUUUGAUA